Debaryomyces hansenii CBS767 is the source of this 1314-nucleotide messenger RNA. RefSeq names its product isocitrate dehydrogenase (NADP(+)) (gene IDP1). NCBI's taxonomy places the organism in Eukaryota, Fungi, Ascomycota, Pichiomycetes, Serinales, Debaryomycetaceae. The record is from RefSeq and is a predicted model, not a curated record. Gene Ontology annotation, cellular component: mitochondrion. Gene Ontology annotation, molecular function: isocitrate dehydrogenase (NADP+) activity; NAD binding; magnesium ion binding. The transcript has a single exon. Gene Ontology annotation, biological process: isocitrate metabolic process. Bases 1 to 1314 code for a protein of 437 amino acids.
AUGUUCAGAAAUGGAGUCAUGAGAAACCCAGCUAUGUCUGGGUACAGCAAAUAUUCAAUGCGUUCAUUUUCGUCGAGUUUAAUCAACUUGGACAAAAUUAAAGUGAAAAAUCCGAUUGUCGAAUUAGAUGGUGAUGAAAUGACCAGAAUCAUCUGGCAAAGAAUCAAGGACAAAUUAAUUAACCCAUACUUGGAUGUUGAUUUGAAAUAUUACGAUUUAGGUAUUGAAAGUAGAGAUAAAACAGACGAUCAGAUCACCAUUGAUGCGGCCAACGCCAUUAAGGAAUACGGGGUUGGUGUCAAGUGUGCUACGAUCACACCUGAUGAAUCCAGAGUUGAAGAAUUUAACUUGAAGAAGAUGUGGUUGUCGCCAAAUGGUACCAUUAGAAAUAUUUUAGGAGGUACCGUUUUCAGGGAAGCCAUUAUUAUUCCUAGAAUUCCAAGAUUGGUACCAGGAUGGAAGGAACCUAUUGUCAUUGGUAGACAUGCACAUGGUGACCAAUAUAAGGCUACUGACUUGGUCAUUAACGAACCGGGUAAAUUGGAAAUGACUUUUACCCCAGAAAACGGUGGAGCUCCAGAAACUAGAACUGUGUACGAUUACAAGGGACCUGGUGUCGGUUUAGCUAUGUAUAAUACCGAUGAGUCCAUCAUUGGUUUUGCCCAUUCUUCCUUCAAGAUGGCAUUAACUAAGAAAUUACCAUUAUACUUGUCAACCAAAAACACUAUUUUGAAGAAAUACGAUGGAAGAUUCAAAGACAUUUUCCAUGAAAUUUAUGAAUCCACCUACAAAAAAGAAUUUGAAACCAAUAACAUCUGGUACGAACAUAGAUUAAUUGAUGAUAUGGUUGCACAAAUGAUUAAAUCUAAGGGUGGUUUUGUCAUGGCCUUGAAGAACUAUGAUGGUGAUGUGCAAUCUGAUAUUGUUGCCCAAGGAUUUGGUUCAUUGGGUUUAAUGACUUCUGUUUUGAUGACCCCAGAUGGUAAGACCUUCGAAAGUGAAGCUGCACACGGUACUGUCACAAGACAUUUCAGACAACAUCAACAAGGUAAGGAAACUUCAACCAACUCGAUUGCCUCCAUUUUUGCCUGGACUAGAGGUAUUGCUCAAAGAGGUAGAUUAGAUGACACCCCAGAUGUCGUAAAAUUCGCCGAAAUUGUGGAAAAGGCUACCUUUGAUACUGUUCAAGAAGAUGGUAUUAUGACUAAGGAUUUGGCUUUAGCUCUUGGCAGAACCGAUAGAGAAUCCUACGUAACCACAACUGAAUUUUUGGAUGCAGUUUCUGACAAGUUACAGAAACAAGUCCAAGUUUAG